AGAAACCAGAAAGUAGUCGGUGCACGUUCGCCGUGGCGCGCAUAUCGUACACGCCGCCGCAAGUGUCGUUCACUACUUACGACCGACGUUUCGGCGCGGUCCUGUUCGAUAUUAUAUAAUCAUAUUCGUGCGCAUCCCUGGUGACGUCGUGUGCGAGAUGGUGUUCUUCGUCAGGAACAAGUCAGACCGACGUGAAUUGUUGGCCAGCAUGGCCAGCGUCGAUCACGUUUCGUCGCACAAGAUCCACGACAACGCUGCAUUCCAACAUGUCCGCGAUAAUAUGGACGAAAUCAAUUAUCAUGUAAAGGCCAAAGAGACUGAUAUAAUAUUUUUGAAAACUUUGAUGGAUAAUCCUACUGUAGAAUCAUUAAUUAAAGUUCAAAACUCUUUGGAGGAGUACGAAACGUGUGUACCAGAAGCCAAUAACUCUAAGCAAACCUUGAUCGAUCUGUGUCAUCACUGUACAUCGUCAAAACAUCCAGUGGCCAAAGAUUUACUCUCAAUAAUUACCAAAUUGCAUUUGAAGACCCUUUUAGAAGUACAUGAUAAAAUAGCUUUAAAGAGACUGAAGAAAACAUUAGAUACCUUUGAUUUACCUCCAACUCCUCCCUCACCACCUCAACAACAGAACGGAACCAAAAUGUCUACACAGACGUACAAAGUAAUUGGAUUACGAAAAAAACCAGACGAACCAUUGGGUUUAACUGUUGAACAAGACGAAAAUGGAAAUCUUAUAGUAGCAAGAAUAUUAGCUGGAGGUACAAUUGAUAAACAAGGGUUAUUGAAAAAAGGAGAUGUCAUAUUAGAAGUAAAUGGUGAAAGAGUUGAAAGCCCUGAAGAUUUAUUGAAUGAAGUUAGCCGUAGCAAAGAUACGUUGCAGUUUCGAAUUGCUCCUGGAUUUUCCCAAAAGAAAACAAUUCAAACUCAACAGUGUUACAUGCGAGCAUUGUUUGAUUACGACCCAAUGGAAGACACUUUAAUUCCUUGCAAAGAAAUUGGUCUAACGUUUAAACAUGGAGACAUUCUUCAGGUUCUGGAUCAAAAAGAUCCAAACUGGUGGCAAGCAAAGAAAGUUGGCGAUAAUGAACUUCCCGGGUUAAUACCAUCUCAAGAAUUGGAAGAAAGAAGAAAAGCUUUUGUAGCUCCAGAAGCAGACUAUGUUCAUAAAACUAGUAUUUGUGGAACUAGGAUUUCUAAAAAAAAGUGUAAGAAAAUGUAUCAAUCAAAAUGGAACGGUGAAUUUGAUAAAGCAGAAUUAAUAUUGUACGAAGAAGUUACAAAAAUGCCUCCUUUUAAGAGACGUACACUUGCAAUAAUAGGCACAACCGGUGUGGGGAGACGUACACUGAAAGGUCGUCUGAUAAACAGUGACCCUCAAAGAUUUGCAGGAGUUAUACCAUACACAACACGACCACAGAGAGAAUUAGAAGAAAAUGGUCAAAAUUAUUGGUUUACUGAUCGUGAUCAAAUGGAACAUGAUAUUCGAGAGCAUAAAUUUUUAGAAUAUGGUGAAAAUGGUGGCAAUCUAUAUGGCACAAACUUGGAUUCCAUCCGUGAUGUCAUUAAUGAAGGAAAAAUGUGUGUCUUGGACUGCAGUCCAGUGGCUUUAAAAAUGCUUCACAAUUCUUCAGAAUUUAUGCCAUAUGUAAUUUUCAUAGCAGCACCUGGUGUUGAGGUAAUGAAAAGCCUAUACGAUUAUUCCAGAAACCUUGGUUAUUCCACUCGUACAUUGACGUUUGAUCGCCAAAGUUCCAUUAGAUAUAGUUCUAGAAGAGCCCGUACAUUAGAAUCGCUUGCGUCGAUUUAUGAGGAAGAUGACGUAAAGAAAUCAUUGGAAGAAAGCGCUUGUUUACAACGUAUGUACGAAAAGUACAUAGACCAAGUCAUAGUUAAUGAAGAUUUUGAUAUGACAUUCCGUAAAGUUGUUGAAGCCUUGGAAAUCAUAUCUAAUGAACAUCAAUGGGUGCCUGUGAAUUGGGUAUAUUAAGAUUAAAAAGUGUUUCAUCCCUAUUGUUUUUAAAAGAGUUGGUAGAAUACAUUUAAGAUGUAUAACCUUUUUCAUACCUUGAUCACAAAACACUAUACAAUCAUAAGUUAAAAAAUAUAAUGUAUCGACUAAAGAUUAUAAUAGCAUCAUUUUGUGUUAAUUUAGUUUAUAUUAUCAACUAAGCAUACAAUUGUAUUUACCAAUUAAUUUGAUUACUUGGUUAUUGUUAAGUUCCUGCAACUAAUCAUAGCAUUGAUUUAUUAUGAUUGUGAAUUCCGUCCUUUUUUUUAACUAUUAUAAUUGACAAUUUUAUUUUUUUAAUAUUGGCAAUUUUUAUAAUAAUACACACUGCAUUAAUUAAAUUCAUUAUAUUUUUUUUCCAUCAAAUGUAAAUUUCACUUUUGUAUGGUUGUAUAGUAAAUAAAUCAACAAUUUGGAAUUAUAUUAUAUAAUAUACAAAUAUCUCAUAAGUUUGAUUUAAAAACCGUUAACAUUUUAAAAUACCAUAUUUAAUUUACUAUUUUAGAUUAUGUACAUACUUAACUGAUUUAGUAAAAAAAAAAUACUUGUAAUUUUUUUUCUAUUUUUAUAAAUUUUAUGCAAGUGUGAUUUUUUAAAAUUGGCUUAGUUUUUUGUUUAAUAAAACAAUAAAACUACCAAAAAAUUGAGCUUCACUCAGAAUGGUAAAGUGCUUUAUAAUUGGAGAUUGAGUGAAGUGUGCUUUUAAAAUUGUAUAAGCUUACAGGUUAGAAAGUUUAGGUGGGUGUUGUUUUGGUUGGAUAAAAAAACCGUUCAUUAUUAAUUUAAUAGUUCUGAAUUCAGUUGGUAAUUUCUUAAAGUUUAAAUAUGGUAACUUAUUUCAAAUUUUGUAAUUUUGUAACUAGUAGGUAUAUGAAUUAAAAAUAAACUGCUAAUAACCUAUUGGAUAUUUAUAAUUAAAUAAUACAAUUUUUUAUUUUUCUUGUCAACCCAAACUGUAUAGGUAUACAUAAUUUUUAAUUUAAAAAUUAAUUAUUUUACCAAUAAACUUAUUUUUUUUUCUUGUAUGUUGCAAAUAAUUAAAACAAUUAAUUUUUUUUUUGAAAGAAAAUAUUAGAACUGAAUAUUGUGUUCAUUAUUCAUUAAAAAUUGUAAUAACUAAUUAUAUUUAUACACGUUGUUGUUAAAGUAGUGGUAUGUAACAAUCAAUUUUAUUUGUUAAUAAAAUAAUUUUUUCUACAUUAAUAAAUGCACACAUGUAAAUUGAACAUUUGCCAUUUUAUUCAGCUUUGCACUAUUACUAUUUUGUAUUUAGUGAUAUGAAUAUAAUAAUAUCUGUACUUUUUUCACGGGCAUAAUGUUUUACUUAUAAACUUACAUACAAUAAUAUAGUAGUAUACAAAUAUUGUGCAAUCUUUACGUGUAUAACAAUAUAAAUAUAUUUAUACAUUUACAUUAGACGUUAUCUUUGCUGAUUUAAUUUGUAAUAAUAUUGUAGACUAUAGUUAUAUGACAUAUCAUACCAUAUUACCAUUAUAAGUAUUAUGAUAUAGGUAGGUAGGUAAUAACUUCAACCAUAAGGCAUACCUACCUGUUAAUGUUUAUAGUUACGUACCCUCAUAGUUUGUUAGAAAAGUAUACUAUUUGUGGAACAAAACUAAUUUAAUUAAUUAAUUAUAUUUUGUAAUAUAAUAUAUGUCCCGUCCAACAUUGUAAUCUCAUAUUUUUAUUUAUUAUAUAUUUAAUAAAGACAUAUUUUAUGUAUUGUUCAAUUUUUCAAAUAA
Metopolophium dirhodum (rose-grain aphid) is the source of this 3750-nucleotide messenger RNA. RefSeq names its product protein PALS2 (gene vari). The record is from RefSeq and is a predicted model, not a curated record. The coding region runs from base 158 to 1987 and encodes 609 amino acids. Lineage: Eukaryota; Metazoa; Arthropoda; Insecta; Hemiptera; Aphididae. Gene Ontology annotation, cellular component: cell-cell junction; plasma membrane. Gene Ontology annotation, molecular function: protein binding. The transcript is spliced from 12 exons.